Aphanomyces astaci is the source of this 2556-nucleotide messenger RNA. Its product is annotated as phosphate acetyltransferase, variant. The record is from RefSeq and is a predicted model, not a curated record. Gene Ontology annotation, molecular function: acetyltransferase activity. NCBI's taxonomy places the organism in Eukaryota, Oomycota, Saprolegniomycetes, Saprolegniales, Verrucalvaceae. The transcript has 9 exons. The coding region runs from base 38 to 2239 and encodes 733 amino acids.
AAAAAAACGCACGGGUCGAAUCUGAGUGUUCGAUCGGAUGUCACAUCAGUUUACAACUAAAUCUGUCGCGUCACAGUCGACGAUGCUGCGCGUCCGUCCAUUCCUGUCAAGCCGCAAGGCCGCUAUCACGCUCCUUCCUCGCGCCACGACCUCGCGCUUCUUCACCGACGACGCGACCAAAAAGAACGACCGGUUGCUCGUCAUGACGAACGGCGGCGUCGCAAAACACUCGCACCUCCUCCUCGGUCUCAUGAACAAAUUGUCGUACACAUUUCCGUCUGUGGGGUACUUUCGCCCUGUGGCGCCCAACUUUCACUCGACCCACGGGGACCACCACGUGGAUCUCAUCCGCAGCGAGUUCAAGAUCAAGGAUGAGCCGUACCAACUGGUGGGCAUGACGCAAGCCGACAUCACCCACGCACACCUCGAAGGCGACACGGACUCUGUGAUUGACACGAUGCUGUCGAAAUUCGAAUACUUGCGCGAGAAGCACGACUUUGUCGUGAUGGAAGGCGCGGUGCUGGACACGUCCCCCGAACUGUCUUGGGAGCUCAACGUGGACAUCGCCAAGUCGUUGAACGCCCCCGUCCUCUUGACAGUGGAUGCCGACGACUUGACUGUGGACCCGGCCCUCCACUGGACCGCCGCCGAGUCCGUGGCGUGGCUCGCAGACCAAAUCACCACACGCGUGCUGCUAGCCAAGGACAUGGCACACGCAGAAGGGCUGACACAUGUGGGCACGAUUGUCAAUCGCGUAAAGACGGAUGACGCGCUCGAGUUGCGCGACUUGGUGCACGCGCAGAUCAAGGCGCGGGGGUUCGACCCGACAAAGCUGCUGGGAAUUUUGCCGUUGGACCCGGUGCUCAACUCGAAGCGAUUGAACGAAGUGGUGGCCCAGCUCCACGCCAAGCAGCUGUACGGCAACCCCAUGUCCAACUCGGUGGUCGUCACAGACGGCCUCAUGGCCACGACCGAGCUCAAGGACUUAUUCAAGCACAUCAACAAGCACGACGACGGACUUCUCGUGAUUGUCUCGUCUGAACGCACGGACGUGAUCCUCGGGCUCUUGGCCAGUCGCUUGUCGGGGGCGCUGCCGCAGAUUUCUGGCAUCAUCUUGACCAACGGUGGCAUCCCCCAGAACGAAUGCCAAGACAUUUUGAUAGGCCUUGCUCAGAUCGACAAGGCGUCGGUGCCAAUCUACUCGGUCGAGUUGGAUUCGUACAGGACGGCCAUUGCAUUAAGCAAAGUCACAUGUGACAUUUUGCCCACGAGUCAAAACAAGAUCCAGCAAGCUUACAUUUUGUUUGACACGAACGUUGAAAGCGACGAGCUAUUGAGCCAUCUCAUUGAACGGACCGGCGGCCACGGGCGCACCCCCAAGCAAUUCAAGCACUUUCUCUUUGAAGCGUCUCGCAAAGCAGACCAGCACAUUGUGCUCACGGAAGGCGAAGACGAUCGUAUUUUGCAGGCGGCGGACGAAGUGCUACGCCGCGGAAUUGCGCGCCUGACCAUCUUGGGUGACGUCGAGUCGAUCAAUGCACGCGCCAAGACCCUUCGCCUCGAUCUGUCCCAGGCGACGCUGCUCGACCCGUCCAAGGCCGACAAACUGGCCACGUACGCAGACCAUUACUUCGAAAAGCGAAAGUCCAAAGGCAUCACCCCCGAGCUCGCCAAGGAAACCGUCGGCGAAGCGACGUACUUUGGGACGGUCAUGGUGGACUUGGAUGACGCGGAUGGGAUGGUGUCGGGCGUGUGCCACACCACCGCCAACACGAUUCGCCCAGCGCUGCAGCUGAUCAAGACGCGGCCAGACAUUCCACUCGUGUCGAGCGUGUUCUUCAUGUGUUUGGAGCACGACGUGGUGCUGUACGGCGACUGCGCCGUGAACACGGACCCCACUGCCCAACAACUGGCGCAAAUUGCAGUGCAAAGUGCCGAGUCCGCUGUCGCGUUCGGCAUUGAGCCUCGCGUGGCGCUGCUGUCGUAUGCCACGGGCGACUCGAACAAGGGACCGAUCAUCGACAAAGUGCGGGAAGCCACCAAGUUGGCGCAAAGCAUGGCCCCUGGGGUGUCCAUCUACGGCCCCAUCCAGUACGACGCCGCGACCAACCCGUCAAUUGCCAAGCAAAAGGUCAAGGGUCUCAAGCAGUCCGAGAUGGAAGUGGCAGGACAUGCCAACGUGCUCGUGUUCCCCGACUUGAACACGGGCAACAACACAUACAAAGCGGUACGAGUGUGAAGCGAGGACAUUUCAAAUAUGUGCUAUUGUUCCUGUGAUGACAUUUCAAAUAUGUGAAAUUAAAUUCGUUUCGUAGGUCCAACAAUCCACCGACUGCUUGGCCAUUGGUCCCAUGUUGCAAGGGCUGAAUAAGCCCGUGAACGACUUGAGUCGAGGGGCCACCGUCGGCGACAUUGUCACCACCGUCGCCCUCACGGCCAUCCAAGCCAAGCAGAGCAAAAACUAAUCGUUAAUCGCCAUACUCACAGUGGGCAAAUACAAAUUCUAAUUUUCAAUCAUUUGGUCAACGUCUCGUAGAAACUUCCAACAUUGAUUUC